AUGUCUGACAAUACGAAAACUUUUAAAACAUCUCCAUAUGGGGAGCGUGAGGGUCGACAUCCUUCUAUGCAAGACUUGAAGAAUCGACUCACCACAGAUGUCAGAGCGAAACUUGCUGAUACCACUGCUGCGUGUCCUGGUACCGCUUAUGUGGAUUAUGAUGGCAUAAUUCGAGACGUGUCGAAACAUGGGAAGCUGUAUCAAGACGCAGAAAAUGAAGAAAUCAUCAUCGGCCCUGAUGGUUCUGAUACCAAUACAUCUCGUUGGAAAGGCUGGACCACUGCUCAUGUCAAAACCACUUUCCACUUUGAGGAUAUUGUUGAGUAA
Molecule: messenger RNA, 327 nt
Organism: Penicillium antarcticum
Lineage: Eukaryota; Fungi; Ascomycota; Eurotiomycetes; Eurotiales; Aspergillaceae
Exons: 1
Coding region: 1-327 (108 amino acids)
Source: RefSeq, a predicted model, not a curated record